AUGUCUUAUGCUGCAUAUUACGUGUGGUAUUCCACGAGCAUUCGAAGGGUGAACAGUCGAGUGAGUCUGAAGGGAAAAACCGUGCUCAUAACAGGUGCUAAUGCUGGUAUUGGUCGAGAGACUGCUAUUGACUUUGCUAGCCGAGGAGCUAGGGUUAUCAUGGGAUGCCGCAACCCGACCAAAGCAAAGGUAGCAGUAGAUGAUGUCCGCAAGAGAUCAUCCAAUGAAAAUGUCAUCUUCAAGCAAAUGGACCUAUCAGACUUGAGUUCAGUCAAAAAGUGCGCAGAGGAAAUUCUGGAAGAAGAGGAGAGACUUGACGUUCUCAUAAACAAUGCAGGAUUGGUCGAUUACUCUUACUGUAGCCCAACUCCAGAAGGUUAUAAUAUCGCCAUGGCAACGAACCACGUAGGACAUUUCAUGCUAACGUUGACCUUGGUCAAUCUCAUCAAGAGGAGCGCCCCAAGUCGGAUCAUCAACGUUUCUUCCUUCGCACACGAUGCCAUCAAGAGCAUUGAUUACACAAACAUAUCAGGGAAAGGAAUAUCUGGGUUGAACCGCUAUCUUGAAAGUAAAGUGGCAAAUAUUCACUUCACUAUGAUGUUAGCAAAGCGGCUCCGGGGGACUGGUGUCACAGUGUAUUCGUUAAACCCAGGCGCCAUUUACACGAACAUUUGGGAGUCCGGUAGAGUUACCAUACGAUCCGGAAUAUUACGUAUUCUCUACUUGAUGAUAAUGCCCAUUUUAAGGCUAAUACUGAUGAACGAGAAGGACGGCGCCCAAACCACUAUCUACUGUGCUGUUGACGAAUCCAUCACACGAAAUUCGGGUGGAUACUUCACAAACUGCAGUCUGGGAAAGGUAUCUGAAUUAGCUCAAGAUGAACAACUUGCAAAACAACUCUGGGAUAUCACAUGCAAAGCGACUGGUAUUGAUCCCAACAUAUUACUAGAAUAGGUCAGGGGCGGAUCUAUAUUCCACGGAGGGUGAUUGACCGAGAAAUUUGAAAAACAAAAAGAAAAGAAACAAGAAGGCUUCACAGCAAAAUGAAGGUCAUUUUGGUACCGCGGAAAUUGACAAGCAAAAAGGGGAAGUUUCACUACCAAAUGAAGGUCAUUUUGGGACCGAGAAAAUUUGUACUAGCAAAAAAAGGGGGUUCACUGUAAUGAAGGUAAUUUGGGGUUGACUCCCAAAUGUAGGUCUUUUACUUUUUUAUUGGCAGCCCAGGGGGGGUGGAUUACCCCUAACUUCACCCCACCCCCUAAUUCCGCCACUGAAGGUGCCGUGGCCAAGUGGCCUAAACAAAUUGACUUUACUUUGAAAGUCCGAGGUUCUAUUUCCGACAUGGUCCUUGACCACGGUGAAUUUGCUACCACUGUUCUUUUAUCUUCCAUCAAAUUAAUGAAAAUGCUUGUGCACUAAUGAUUUUUCUUGUGCACUUGGUUUUUUUUAUCCCCUCUUCCAAAUGUUUGUUAAUCUUUCAGACUCUUUUGUCAAUCUCUACAUUUAUUUCAGUUCUUUACUUCCGGAGAAUGCCUAAAGUGAUAUCGAUUGUCAAAAUGAAAAGUCGACCCAUGUAAAUAUCUUAAAACUUGUCGUUUUUAAUAUCGCGUUGGUGUUCUUAAAACCAUAUGCCUCUCCUGUAUAAUGUACAUUUACAUAGAAGUGAAAUUGAAUUCCUUCCAUAAGUAAGCAACCUUAGUCCAUUAAAGGCUUUGGUCAUUUACCAAUCGGGUUGUGGACUAUGUAUACUAAGAUUUAUGAAGUAGGAUAGAUUUAAGAAAAACCUCAAGCCAAUCUGGGUUAUGUUUUCUAUUAAGUUUAUUUCUAUUGUUUUUACUAAUCAUCAGUUAUGAUUAAAAUUUUAUAUAUGUUCACUUAAUGUGGGAUGCUGGGAUUUCAUUCUUCGCCAUGUACUCAGUAUAGAUAUUUUAUUUACAAUAAAAUGGUGUAUCGCGGGAAGGAUCGCAAAAUGGGAGAAAAUUAUAUUAAAUUUUGUGAAAUUGCACAAAUA
Messenger RNA from Lytechinus variegatus (green sea urchin), 2011 nucleotides. RefSeq names its product retinol dehydrogenase 11-like. Lineage: Eukaryota; Metazoa; Echinodermata; Echinoidea; Temnopleuroida; Toxopneustidae. The record is from RefSeq and is a predicted model, not a curated record. The transcript is spliced from 5 exons. Bases 1 to 954 code for a protein of 317 amino acids.